AUGAUGAAACGGUCGCGGCGGCCGGCAGCCGAUGCAUCGGCGAAGUAUGAGGUGAAACUCAAAUCUAUUAAGCUAGAAAUGGAGUUCGGAGACGAACAGGGAAUUUAUCACGAUGAUGAUCAUCAUCGGCACAAAGUUAUGGGAAUUAAGCUGAAAUGGAAAGGCGAACCGGCCGCCCAGUUUGGAAUAUUCCCGGCCGUCAUCCGGGCGUUUACUAGUUAUCAUCAACAACGACGUAAGGCUUUCACGAACGAAAAACCGAUGGUGAUCAGGAAGGUUGCCGGAGGCGGUGGUGGAAGACGGGAGGCGGUUGUGGAAUGGGAUCACGAGUUUGAGAGUAGUACUGUUUGUAGCUUUACGGUUGAUUUCGAUGAUCGGAAGUUUGGUCGACGACGUCCUUGGGAACUCUCUUUCAGUGUUUUGCACGGGUUUGAGAAGAAGAAAAAGAAGACGAAGAUUGGAAAGGCGAUAUUGAAUUUAGCUGAAUUCAUCAAGGGGUCUGAUGAUCAUCGUAAUGGAAAUGAAGCAAAACUGCCUAUUAAUCUCAAUUUUGAAGGUGCCUCCACGCAAGCUACUUUACUGGUGAGAUUGGAUAUUGUCGAGAUUAAAGAUUAUUCAAGACAAGUUUCUAACUCGGUUGAAUCAAGUGGGCUAUUGCAUGGACCGGAACUGAAGAAACUGGACAAACCAGUCCGGUCAAAAUCAGCAAAAAUAAGAAGUACUUCAGGAGAACCAUAUUUGGAACCAGACAGGAAAAUUGGAAUUUUCUCUUGGAAAAAGAUGAGAUUGAGCUUUAAAUCAUCCACCAUUACAACAAUUGAAAAUGACAAUAAUCAUGAAACUGAUGUUGAUCCACCAAAGGUUGAAGAAGAUACAAAUGGCUCAUGGGAAUCGAAAGAAAUAACGAGUAGGGAUGGACUAACAAAGCUAAAAACCGAUGUAUUCUUUGCUUCUUUUGAUCAAUGCAGCAAUAAGGCUGCAGGAGAAGGUGCUUGCACAGCCUUAGUUGCCUUCAUCGCGCAUUGGCUCCAUGUAAACAACGAGACAAUGCCUAAUCGGCCUGAAUUCAACGAUCUCAUCCUGCAAGGCUCAUCCGAAUGGCGAAAGUUAUGCGAAAAUGAAUACUACACCAAUGAUUUUCCCAACAAGCACUUUGAUCUUGAGACCGUGUUGCGUGCUGAUAUCCGGCCUAUAUCCAUUUCUCGGGAUGAUUCUUUCGUAGGAUUCUUUGGUCCUGAAAAGUUUGAAACUCUCAAAGGCGCUAUGUCAUUCAAUGAUAUUUGGGAUGGCAUCGUUGAGAGGAUUCAGAAAAACCGUGAUGGCGAGCCGGGGAUCUACAUUGUGAGUUGGAAUGAUCAUUUCUUUGUGUUGAAAGUGGAGAGCAAUGCCUAUUACAUUAUUGACACUUUGGGUGAAAGGCUGUUUGAGGGAUGCAAUCAGGCUUACAUACUGAAAUUUGAUGACUCAAGUUCGGUGUAUGGAACAAAAGAUGAUCAAAUGGAGAUGAUUUGCAGUGGGAAAGAAUGUUGUAAAGAGUUCAUCAAUAGAUUUCUCGCGGCUAUACCAAUCAUGGAACUCGAAACAGAGGAGGAAAAAGGGCCGGUUUCAUAUUAUUCCUUGCAUCAUCGCUUGCAGAUAGAAUUGAACUCCACUGUUUUGCUUUCCUCUCUGAAAUCAUCCCCCUUUUCUUCCUCAUCAAAUAAUUCAGAUGAAUCUUCUUGUUCAACUGAUGAAUGUAUAUAA
Molecule: messenger RNA, 1743 nt
Organism: Oldenlandia corymbosa var. corymbosa
Lineage: Eukaryota; Viridiplantae; Streptophyta; Magnoliopsida; Gentianales; Rubiaceae
Source: the annotation of a GenBank genome assembly